Messenger RNA from Magallana angulata, 1858 nucleotides. RefSeq lists its product as uncharacterized. The coding region runs from base 57 to 1844 and encodes 595 amino acids. The transcript has 4 exons. The record is from RefSeq and is a predicted model, not a curated record. Lineage: Eukaryota; Metazoa; Mollusca; Bivalvia; Ostreida; Ostreidae.
ACGCCGAUCCUCGAGACACCGCGACAUGUAGAUGUGUUAUCAAUGUCCAUAUCACCAUGAAAUCCUGUAUAUCAUUUACAAUAUGCCUGGGACUUCUGAGAAGCAUCCAAACAUCAAGUGUCGGCAAGCCAGUCUAUCCGAUCACUGCAUCCUUGUUCCUGGAUAGAACGGAUGUUUCCGAAUGGAACGAGACCCUGGACCGCUUCCAGAAGCAGGGUGGAGAUACAGUUUGGCUUCAAGCACCUCCUUUAGUUCGUCGUUCCAAAGAGGACUUGCAGGAAGACCCGGUCUAUAAGUGGUGUCGGGAGAAGGACCAUGUAACAGCGGAGGAGGUGGACUGCUUUACGCGCGCGCAACAGGAACUGACGAGUCAAGGACUGAAUAUCGUAGCUUUCGCGAGUUACCAAUAUGAGGAGGAUUUUAGCAAGGUGAUCGUCAAGUGCCCGAAGUAUGAUAAAAUGAUUACGACAGUUUACACCUAUUUCCGUAUUGUUUUACCUGGUCAGCACAGCAGUGACCCCUGUGACUUCAAUGGCCUAGACGUUGUUGUAUUAUUUACUUCUUUUGGCGGCUCUGACGCUCAUCAGAGUUUGCUGGAGAGUGCUGCAGCCAGAAACGUAUCGGUAUAUUUCGGAAUGCCUCAGAUUCCUAGGUCUUGGGAAUACAGUGAUAUUGACAAACAACUACUUCCUGCUUACUUUGAGUGGGUGAUGAGAAUUCUGGGUGAUCACAAGUCUAGAUAUUCAAACAAAACUAUAACAGUAAGUCCGACGAUUGCAGGAGUACCGAGUAAACCUAUUCGAGUACCACUUUAUAAAGCGUUAAAGGGAUAUUACAUAUCAGAUGACGUCAACAUGGGAACUGUCGAUAGGUACGGAGAUAUGUUGAUGAUUUACGCUUCACUGGUUGCAAUAGCCAAACUGGGGGUCUCCAAUUCGUUGAAAUUAGCCGUUUCUCCCUCCAUAGACAUGACAACUUUUGGACUUAACAGAACAGUUAAUGAUCACGUGACAGGCUUUGGGUAUAUUGUGGAAAGCUCAGUGGAUAUUAUUGCGGUCCAUGAGGGGCGCGGAUACGGGCAUGCAGCUUACUAUUGGCCAACACAAGCCACUCAGCCGGUUCAAACGCUGGAUCCGCAGCUAGAUAAAAUUAUCAAAAAGAUAAAUCCGAACUGGAAAACCAAUGGCACUUUUCAAGAUUGGUUCACUGGAAGCGUCCAUGAGCUCUUCCAAAUACUUGGGAGUGAAGCGGCUGAACUGAGAAAGCAAUAUUCUUCUCUAGAACUGUGGCUAGGGUUGGAGGCGUUCGAUGAUUUGAACGACGAUCCUUGUCUUCCUCUCAGAGGCAUGGCCACGGUCAGAGACACUGUGAACAAACAACGACUAGACUUCGCCCUGGCGCAGGGAGCCGCCGGGGUCAGAAAAGUGGUUGCUUUUUCCUGGGAUCCAGAUUUCACGUGCACUACCCACAAACACAACAUAACAUUAUCGGAACAGAUCGUUCAGGAUGCAAAGAGAUCUAUCAUUUUUGAGUGUCGAUUUCAUUCUUCACAAAAUAGAUCUGUUGUCGCAAUUGGCAUCAAUGUAAUGGGUUCUGGUUUUCAUAUUGACUGGGAGGAUAACAAAGGACAGCGUCACCAGGACCAGGUAUACGGGUGUUAUGUGGAGGGGGACUACGGGCAUUAUCACCCGCUCAUUCCCUCCCUGGAGUAUGUUCAGGUGUGUGAUCCCUAUGAAGACUUCCAGCUCGCAGACAAAGGUCACGUGAUUGUGAAAGCGCUCGAUGGAUACCAAGAGUGUAUAUUCGAAUAUGACUUUACUGAAUCAGAAAACAAUGAUGAAUAAAAUAUUAAUCAGUG